Messenger RNA from Eleginops maclovinus (Patagonian blennie), 2944 nucleotides. RefSeq lists its product as uncharacterized. Gene Ontology annotation, cellular component: cell surface. The record is from RefSeq and is a predicted model, not a curated record. The coding region runs from base 40 to 2697 and encodes 885 amino acids. The transcript is spliced from 13 exons. NCBI's taxonomy places the organism in Eukaryota, Metazoa, Chordata, Actinopteri, Perciformes, Eleginopidae.
UGUGAGCAUGCUUGGAAACGGAGGUGAAUUCAGGAAAAGAUGGCCACCGCUCUGCUGCUCCUGCUUCAGCUGGUCUCACUGACGUCUGCGUCACAUCAGUUCGGGGGAACCGUGUCCUUCAGCUACAAGGGAAGAAACCCUGAUGGAUCAUUCAGGGUGGACCUUCGAAACAGGGCGACCUUUGAUGGGUGUCAGAACUCCCAUUCCUGGAUCUGUUCCACCAACGACUGUGGCUCUGUCACCAAUUCACAGAGAGGCACGAUAGACAAGAGCACCAAUGCACCGCAAUUUAACAGACAAUGGUGUGAAACGGAAACAGUUCAGCAAAGAAAAGUCCUGACUGACAAACCUUUUCAGAUGAAGGCAAGUAGCUGUUGUUGGGUCUCAACGCGUAACGAGGUUGGAAAUUGGAGACUUCUAACUCAUGUAGACUUGGGCAAGAGAUCCGACACCGGCAAACCAAACAGAUCCCCAGACAUUGCCAUUCUGCCUUUCCUACGAGUUCCCCAGAACUGCCCAAGGACCUACAAGCUGAUGUCCUUCGACCCUGAUGGCGACACAGUUCGCUGCAGAUAUGGAAAUAUCCGAAAUGUAGAGUGCAGCGGAUGUAAUCAACCUUCAGGCUUUGUCUUAGAUCAGGGUUCUUGCUCCUUACAUUACCGCAUCGCCAACGCCAACCCCAGUGUUUUUGGAUUUGAGUUGGUGGUGGAGGACUUCCCGCAAAGGCCCAUCGCUCUGUCCUACAGCGAUGGAACCCAAUCCCACAAGGCUCCACUGAUUCCCAGGAGGCGGAAACGAAGCUUAUACCAUACAACCGCGGCUUCAGCACCAACAACACACCCGUGGUGGUGGUGGUAUCAUUCAACUCCAGCAUCAAUCAUGAAAGCUGCGCAACCCAAAAGCCGGUGGUGGUGGCUUCAUUCAACUCCAGCAUCAACAACGACUGCUGCACAACCCACAACCCCAUGGUGGUGGCUUCGUUCAACUCCAGCAUCAACCACGAAUGCUGCGCAACCCACAACCCCAUGGUGGUGGCUUCAUUCAACUCCAGCAUCAACAACGACUGCUGCGCAACCCACAACCCCAUGGUGGUGGCUUCAUUCAACUCCAGCAUCAACCACGACUGCUGCGCAACCCACAACCCCAUGGUGGUGGCUUCAUUCAACUCCAGCAUCAACCACGACUGCUGCGCCAACCCCACGUCUGAUACCAGCCACAUUCCCCCCGACCAAACCGUGGCAGCAUACAACUCGACCUACCACGGACAACAGACACCUGCAUGGCACCACGCCUCCUCUCAGUAAACUGCCUUUGCAAUUCUCUUUUCUUGUGGACCCACCUGCUCCCUCAUGUGAUGAAGGUCUCUAUUUGCCAAAGUUUGUGCACCCAACACCUGAAGAUGGACAACACAUCAAUGCCGAGGUCAGCAAAGAAGUGGAGAUCAGAGUCAGAGCCCAAGCUUCACAUGCAAAACUAAAUGAUAUCAUCAUCAGUGGGCCACUGAAUAUCACCAAGCACAGGAGCACAAAUGGAGACUUUGUCAUUAGGUGGACGCCUGGCCCCGAUGACUUGGGGGAUCAUUACCCAAUCUGCUUUGCUGUUGAAUCAGUCGAGUCCGGCAUCUAUCAGUCCGAGAUGAGGUGCGUUCUGGUGAACAUCGGCAAAAGACUAAUUGAAUCCCAUGUGACAUGCAAAGAGUCCUCAUUGACGGUAGAGGUGACCAGAUCUUCUCUCCCUGGACUUCAUGAGGAUCAUUUACGCCUCAAUGACCCCAGCAACACGGUCUGCAACCUGCAGAGAUACUCCAACAGCACGCACAUCAUCGCUGUCGUACCCCUCAACGCCUGCGGCACUCAGAUCGAGGAAGAUGAGGAGAACCUGGUUUUCAAAAAUGAAAUCACCACGGUGGACAACCUAAACAACCUGAUCACCAGGAACCACCUGCUGGAGAUCCAGUUCUACUGCCAGUACCCCAAACAUGGGAACGUGUCGCAGGGCUUCACAGCACACAGGAAGAAUGUCGUGGUGUGGGACAAAGGCUUCGGAAAGUUCACCUACGAGUUUGAGUUCUACCCAGACAACCAGUAUGGACGAAUGAUUGAUCCAGGGCUGUACCCCCUGGAGUACGAUGUGACGGAAAGGAUCUACAUGCAGAUAGAGGCCAAAACCACCGUCAACAACACCCAGCUGUUUGUGGAGUCCUGCAGCGCGGCGCCAUAUGACACCCCCAACUACUGGCCAACAUACUCCAUCAUCGAGAAUGGGUGUACUGUGGACCGAACGGUUCAAGUGCAUCCCAGUGCCAACCCGAGAGAGUUCAGGUUCAGCAUGGAGGCCUUCCAGUUCAUCGGCAUGCACGACCAGGUGUACAUCAGCUGUUCAGUGCUGAUGUGUGAGGCAGGGAGCUCCGGCACCAGGUGUUCACAGGGGUGCAUCAUCUCCCCCGUUUCUGGGCAUCAUCAACACCGCAAGAGAGAGGCUAACGCUCAGACCGCCAGGCACUUCGUUUCCCAGGGUCCUCUGCGUAGGAAGCGAUCAGCGGAGAGCACCGGGAGCCCAGGGACCCCCCUGGAUCUGAACCUGGUGUUCAUCGUUGGAGGUCUUCUUGCCGCUGUUGGCAUGAUCAGUGCAGUGGCACUGUACAAAGUCAAAGCAUCAAAGAUCAAAUACCAACCGUUGCUCUCAGUUGAAAACUAAGGAAGCGGCUGGAUGAGAAUACCCAUUUCUGAUUUCUGCCUUACGGGUUGGAGGUGGUGUUAACCACUGUUUACCUCGUCAUCCCAUGUAGCUUUACAAUUGAUUGUUCUAUCAUGUACUACAAUAUGAUUUACACUUGAUUGAUAUGUGUGUUGCCCAAUCAUUAUAAUGCUAAAUGUCAUUUUUUCAUUUACGUUUUCUUGAAGUCAUUUAUCUUAGUAUAUCAAUAAAAGCAUGAUCUCUUAAA